Messenger RNA from Maylandia zebra (zebra mbuna), 1904 nucleotides. It is a transcript of the gene tcf23, whose product is annotated as transcription factor 23. Gene Ontology annotation, biological process: developmental process; regulation of transcription by RNA polymerase II. NCBI's taxonomy places the organism in Eukaryota, Metazoa, Chordata, Actinopteri, Cichliformes, Cichlidae. The record is from RefSeq and is a predicted model, not a curated record. Gene Ontology annotation, molecular function: protein dimerization activity; RNA polymerase II transcription regulatory region sequence-specific DNA binding; DNA-binding transcription factor activity, RNA polymerase II-specific.
ACUACUAGGGUUGCCCAAGAUUUUGGAUUUGACAGCUCUGACUACCUUGCUAAUCCUAAACACUUGCUGGUGUGAUGUACAGCAUUAGCUUGCCACAAAAUCAGAUUCAUGACUGUUCAAGUCAAAAGUACUCCAAGGCCAUAAAUGUAUUUCUCACUGCUCCGUUACAUCCCAUGUCGCGCUGCCCCAGAAUUCUGUUUCCAGCUGUUAGCACAGCUUUGAGGUUCCCAAGGCCCCCACAGUGCCCUGGCUCAGGACACCCUCCCAGAGCAAUACUCCCCCAGGCCUGACUGCCUGCCUGCCUGGAACUCUUGGCAACCAAGCAGCCAUGGGAGGAUCAGGAUGACCGGGCGGCUGAGAUAAGGACCACAUGAAGUUCCCCACAUUACCUCACCCGAUAAGGAAACGAGCAGAGAUUCACGGAAAGCCAGAGUGAGAGAGGGAUAGAGACAGAGACGGUCAGACUUGGGAGGAUGUCUCUGGGUGGAUGGUGAUUCGCAGAGAAGCAGCCCUUGUUUAAGGGUCUGGGUGGAACUGGUGUCCCACAGAAGUCUCAUGAACUCUCCAGAGGAGCUUGGAGCUGCCCGCAGCGGGAAAUCAUCUCAUUAAUAACUUCAUGAGAUCAGAUGAGCAUUUCUGCUGUUCUUCACUUAACUAGUCACAUCUCAUAUCCAGAUUUGACUUCAAAAAUGUGCUCACACUAGAUGAAGGGAUGACCUCAGAUUCUGUUUUCUUUUGGGUCCAGCAAAGUACCUAGGAAAAGAAAGUAUCUCUCAUAGCAAUCUCCAGCACUGGAAAAUAAAGCUUCAUCCGUCCAAUGAAAACACACUGAAUGUAAUUUAAUUUCUCGAGACUUGAAGGGAAUCUACUGCAGCACUUUGGCAGCACUCAUGGCAGCGAAUCCUCUGGAAGGUCUCAUGUUGGUUGCAGAAAACCACCGGCUGGUUUCUGGUUGUGCAGCCGAGCCGCAGAGCCGGCAGCCUCUUUCGUCCCAGAGCCCAGCCUCCCCGCAUGGACACAAGCUGAGCGUACGCAGCAGUCGGGAGUCCAAGAAGUGGCAGGUACAAUCAGUGUGCGGGUCCAGGUCAAACCCCGGUUCUGGUUGUGGGUCCGCGGUCCUGAACAGGGCGCUGAGGGCUCAGCACUCCCCGGAAAACGCAGCCCGAGAGAGGAGCAGAGUACGCAACCUGCGGCAGGCCUUUCACACUCUGCAGGCAGCUCUACCUUCAGUCCCACCUGACACCAAGCUCUCAAAGUUGGAUGUUCUGGUUCUGGCUACUAACUACAUAGCUCACCUGACAGAGACCCUAGACCAAGGAGGGAUGCUAACGGAGCACACGGCCUCAAGGCCGGGUGGAUACCUGCAUCCUGUUAAGAAAUGGCCCAUGCGUUCUUUGCUCUACUGUGGGAGUGUGGGAGAGCUGCUGUCAGCCAGUCAGAUGACUCCACCUGGACAGGACAGGACACACCCACUGAGCCCUACCUUAGAAGGAGACGAUGAGUGAAAGCCUGUUUUAUGCUGUUUUAUAUCUUUAAUCGUAACCAGCUAUUGGUAGCAAAGGAGACAUCAAAAGACACUCAUGUGCAGAGAUGGGCAAAUUUCAAAGGAUGUGGUGCACCGCUGCUGACGUGGGCUUAAAGACGAGCAAGGCAGACAUUUUUAUGUUACAUAUAAACAAUGAUGUUUUUGUCAAAUUACUUUUUUUAAUCUAAAUGCGGAAGUUAAAUGAACUUUAAUGAACCUGCAGCUAAGUUUUUACUUUCUGGUGUUGGAUUUCUUUCUUUUAAAUUAAAUGUGGUCAUGUGUCUUAAACAGAAAAUAAAAUGUGUUUGUGGAAAAAAAAUCAUAUUCUCCCUGCAAGGAAGAGUCACCCGUUUGCUUUUUUUUUUUCUUUUUAAAAAAA